Haliotis rufescens (red abalone) is the source of this 3230-nucleotide messenger RNA. Its product is annotated as cholesterol 25-hydroxylase-like protein 1, member 2. NCBI's taxonomy places the organism in Eukaryota, Metazoa, Mollusca, Gastropoda, Lepetellida, Haliotidae. The coding region runs from base 286 to 1146 and encodes 286 amino acids. The record is from RefSeq and is a predicted model, not a curated record. Gene Ontology annotation, molecular function: iron ion binding; C-4 methylsterol oxidase activity; steroid hydroxylase activity. Gene Ontology annotation, biological process: sterol biosynthetic process; cholesterol metabolic process. The transcript has 2 exons.
AGCCCGGGACAGCUUCCCAACCUUCAAGCGAGAAAACGCGAGAGGCUGCACAAAGGCGAGCGUUUAGGAGGAGCAAACGACUGAUAAACAGUGCGAGGUCGGGCAGAGUCUAACCAAGUCCAAACGUCUUUAGCUACUGGGACAUAUUAUUGUUUCAAUGACCACAAGUGAUCAGUGUUCAUUGAACGGGCGGCGAGUUCAGAUAUAGCUUGGGAGGCUGGGAGCAGACGACAUUUUCUAGAUCCGGUCUCUCUACCGUUUACCACAACUGACACUGCAAACAACAUGGAAAACUCUUCACUUAUCAACAGCGAUCGGAUCCUUCAACCGAUCUGGGACAUGCGGCAUGGGUAUGAAGAAUACCUUCGCUCCCCCCUGUUCCCGGUGUUUCUCUCCAUCUCCUUCUACCUCUCUCUCUGCAUCCCCUUCAUGUUGAUCGACAUCUUUUGCUCGGAGACGAGUUGGUACAAGAAAUACAAAAUCCAGCCGUCGAGGAAGGUGACAGGAGCCGAGAUAAUGGAUACCCUGAGUCUGACAUUUUGGAACCAUGUUCUGUUCAUUCUGCCUGCCGCCAUGGCCCAGUGGAUCUGGACCCCGCCCACUGUCAUGCCCGACCUCGCGCCGACUCUUUUCGAAUUCGUUUGGCACCAAGCCGCCAGUGUCUUGAUCUUCGACUUCCAGUACUACGUGUGGCACUAUACUCACCACAAGUUCCGUUUCCUGUACAAGCAGGUGCACGCCCUGCACCACCGCUACAGCAGUCCGUUCACGUGGGUGACCCAGUACCUCCACCCGUGGGAGCUUGUGACCGUCGGCUUCCUCACUACCACCAACACCUGGUUCUUCAACUCGCACUGCCUCACCACCUGGAGCUACAUGAUCUUCAGCGUCUUCAUCAGCGUCGAGGGGCACACCGGCUUCGACUUCCCCUUCACCGUCAACAACUUCUUCCCCUUCGACCUGUUCGGCGGUGCUCCGAAACAUGACAUGCACCAUCAGAAGCCGCUGACCAACUACCAGCCCUUCUUCAACCACUUUGACCGCCUGUUCGGGUCGUACUGCCCACCAAUGAGGGCUGGUGGGGUCAAGACGAAGGCACUACUGGAAUACGAGAGGAGGAACCGCGAGACUAAGAAGCAGGGUUAGGUGACGUGAUUGAGAGGGGUAGAUAGUGCUGCUGAAAUCUAUCAAAUAUGAAAAAUGGUUCAAUGAAUUUUUAAAACCUCAUCAAAGUAAAAGCAUGCACACACGCAUGAGGAUUUGUCUUUGGUAAGAUGUAUUGACUAUUUUAAAUACACAUAUAUGAUUUCAGCAGCCUAUCGGUUUGUGCUAAGGAAGUGUUAUAAGGGAGUUCAUGGAAUCAAACUUACGUAUCCAGUGUUUAUUAUUGAAUAUGGGGGUUCAUGCUAUUCUACAUGUCAACGUACUUUUCGUACCUAAAAGUGAUUAAUGUGUGUUUAGAACAUGGUUAAAUCAUUAUGAAACUAACGUCAUAGAAUAGUAUUAACCCUGCAUGACGAUGUUGUGAAGCUCCCUUAUACACACCGGAUCCGGUUAUUCUUGAGACUUUCCUGGUUAUUUUGUGUUUUUUUUUUAUUUGUUGCUUUGUGAAACGUGAUAUUUUUGGCGUGUCAUUUGAGAUCCUCUUGUGAAAGUUGAGCUAAUGAACAUUUUUUUUCUUUCAAUUGUAUGGGAACAUUUCGCCAUAAACUUAACAUAUGAUUUCACAGGUUAAAGGGAUACGCUUUCUCAGAAAUAUCAGUUUUCUAAUUUAUUCAGUCUUUGAUAUCCAAAUAUAUACAACCCUGUUUUCAUUUGAUUUUACCGGUGUAAGUCUCAACGCAUUUGUUGGUGUACAAGUGUGAAGGACGUGGUCCUACCCAUCAAUGGGGCGAUUCCAUUGGCUGGCACGCCCAUCCCUCAUAAUGACGUGGCCUUUUGUGGCCAUCGAGGUGAGGUAUAGCUGUCAAUGUAUCGCCUAAUUAUGUAUGUUAUACUUAUACAGUCAACUCCUGAUAUAGCGAAGUAUUGGCUCUAAAAACAUCCUCUUACUCGAGGAGUCAUGAUUAACGUCAUUACCCUCUGGAAUACCGAGUUUCAGGUAUAUAAAUCUGAAUUUAAUGGCUUUAAUAGUUCGUUAUACCUUGAGUUCAUUGUACUUGUUUCUUAUUUUAUCGAUAUCUUUAGAUAUCCAUACUGUGAACUAUUUUAGUAAAUUGUGAUGUUACGUUUUUUGAAAUUCUAACACUAAAAAAACAUUUCAGCUGAAAGUGUUUUGGCCACUAAUGGCUCGUUCGUUUAUAGAUUGAAUCAAUCAUACAUAUUCCGGAAAGUUGCUGGUGGUCACGAAAUGCAGAUCGGUAUGACAUUCAUACACAUUUGCCCCGUUUAGUAGCUACAGGAAAUGCUAAUGUGAUACGCGGUAACUGUCACGCAUUAUCAUACCAUUUGUCAGGCUCGAAGCGAAAUAGCUAAACUUGAAAUGAUUGUGCCACAGCAGGACAGAGUAUCGGAUCCAACUGCAGAGUAUGCUCAGAAUGUCAUAAUUUUGUCACCGCCAAACUCUAGACUUUCUGAUUAAGUAUUGUUUGGUCGCCUAAUACAGAUAAGCCAAAUAUGACAGCAUUUGUUAUGAUUAUGCUUGACAGUUUGUCGUGAUCAGUACCAGAGAUACAUUUAUCUGCUUCCAUUAGACCAUUAUAAUUAUUUAUCAGAUAUUCAUCCCCGCCCACUUCAGCUCGUUGUAUUGUCACCAAUUACCUAAACAAAUUACCUACAAGAUAAUACAAUACAUAGUCCUACCGAACAUUACCGCUUCAUGUGAAUCACAUCCGUCGCCGCUUCGUUGCACCGAUGCCUUGAAUAAUUAGUUGUGGCCUUGUUGUCUGCAUCCGAAAGUGCCCCGAACAGUAGUCCCUUCGAGGUGCAUGUUUAUCGUAAAGGCGUUUUUUCAGUAAAUAGCAAACGCUUAGUAACAGUAAUAAUAAAAAGAAAGAUUUGAAAUAUACUUUCUCCUCCAGUAGAGCCUUCGAUCAAAAUUGUAUUCAUGAACUCAGCUUAAUUUGUUUGUAAUAAUGUUGUCAAUAAAGAUGAUACUUAAAAUUAAGAUUAAGCGAAGAUUCCCGAAACGAAGGGACCUGCCAUCGCUUUCGAUAUGUUGUAGUUGAAACGCAACUUUAACAGGACAAAUUCAGCGGUCGACAUAGUGCAGAAUAAAGUAUCUCGCUUAA